Messenger RNA from Ylistrum balloti, 1683 nucleotides. RefSeq lists its product as uncharacterized. Gene Ontology annotation, molecular function: thiamine triphosphate phosphatase activity; magnesium ion binding. Gene Ontology annotation, biological process: thiamine diphosphate metabolic process; dephosphorylation. The record is from RefSeq and is a predicted model, not a curated record. Bases 1 to 1683 code for a protein of 560 amino acids. Lineage: Eukaryota; Metazoa; Mollusca; Bivalvia; Pectinida; Pectinidae. The transcript has 2 exons.
AUGAAUUCAAAAGAAAGAAGUAUGGACUUGACAUUCAUUGACAGAAAAGAAAGAAAAAUUCAGAGUCCCUUAAGAGAAGUAGUUAGCCCAACUGGCCAUCUGUAUUUUCCAAUAGGAUCUCAAGGUCAAACUUCAGCAGAAUCUUUCCAAGGUCAAUGGUCAUCAGAAUCUGAGAAUCAGAGUCUCAGUCAAAGAUUAAGUGACAGCCAAGAAGAUGCAAGUAAUAAUAACGGGUUGAGUUUGUCUGAUAACACUUAUUUUGGCAAUUCUUUCCCUGGGAGUCUUACCUUGGAGCAAGAAGCUGCAUUGCUGCGAGAACUUGAACCAGAUUCAGUGAAGGAAACUUCAGGACAGUUACAGUUUGACAUGCGAUAUAUUGACAGGAAAGAGGCCAAUAUGUCACAGCAAGGGACAGAAAAUUUGCCUGGUUCUCACUCAGAAAAGCAGACGGACAAAGCUGCUGAAACAGUUAGUCAAGACAGGACAUUUUCAAAUUCUAUCUCCAUGGAGAUAAAUAGUCCAUUAAAUUCUCCUUAUGUCAGUGUGCUGUCAAACCCUCUGAAUUUUAAGGAUGAAGAUGAAGAAGAAAAAUGUGACUCCAAGAAGAGAGCUUAUGAAAUCCGAAGUACAACCUCUGUGAUGUUAUUCCAAGAAAGAAAUCUCUUUGCGGAUGAGAAGGAGGCAGCGGUGGUAGCCGACACCAGCAGCGAGGAAACGGUUGAAGACUCUGUUGCCUUUGAGCAUUCUGACAGUUGGAGGUCUGACUCCAUGGCAGCCAAGCUUUGGAGGCAGACUGAUUCCAAGUUUUCUUCAGCAGCUGACGAACUGCCUGAGGUGGAAGUCUUCCCUGCAGUGGCAUCAAUGGAGGACAUCACAGACAGCAGAUUCCCUGAGCAACACAAAUCCUUGUCAGUUGAGGAAAAUUUUAAUGCCACAUCUUGUGAGACAACACAUUCCAAGAUAGCUAUUUCAAAUUCAGUGUCCACAACUGAUGGCAACAAUGGUAUGGAGUUUCAGGGGAGAAAAUCGCCUUCACAUCAGGAACUGGGUCAAGAAAUAAGGGAGGAAUUUGUAUCAAACACUACUGUGCCUCAGAUGACAGAACAAACCUCUGUUGUGUCUACACCAUCAAAACCAGCACCAGUAAAGAUGAUCGAGAUAGAAAGAAAAUUUGUAGUCACUGGCGAAAGUGUGGAUAAACUUAAAGAAUUGGGAGCAUCGUUGAAUGUUGAGACGACAUUUACAGAUAAAUAUUACGAUGAUUCUAAAUAUUCCCUGACCUUACAAAACUGUUGGCUGAGACAGAGAAACCAGGCCUGGGAACUUAAGGUGAGCCGAAAUGUGUCCUGUAAAUUAGCAACACAGUAUGAGGAAAUGACCAAAGAAACCGAAAUUGUUAAAUAUCUAGUUCAGCAUUUUAAUGUGGAUGGACUUUCCGAGGAUCUCAGCGCGACAGAUCUGGUAAAAAUCAUUGGCCUGGAAGUAUUUGCGACUUUUACGACUCAUCGUCAGAGCUACAGUCUUCCUGAAUGUACAGUCGACCUUGAUAUCACCGAUUUUGGUUUCCAAGUUGGGGAAAUAGAAGUGAUGGUUACACAUGAGAGUAGGAUUCCUUCAGCUCUGAACACUAUUGAAGACAUGGCCAAGAAGUUAGGUUUUCAGUGUCUGUCAAAGCUGCAGUAA